Messenger RNA from Ziziphus jujuba (common jujube), 2533 nucleotides. Its product is annotated as ABC transporter G family member 20-like. The transcript has a single exon. The record is from RefSeq and is a predicted model, not a curated record. Gene Ontology annotation, cellular component: membrane. Bases 135 to 2423 code for a protein of 762 amino acids. Lineage: Eukaryota; Viridiplantae; Streptophyta; Magnoliopsida; Rosales; Rhamnaceae. Gene Ontology annotation, molecular function: ABC-type transporter activity; ATP hydrolysis activity; ATP binding.
CUUUCCUUCCUCGUUUCCUUCUUUCUCAAUAUUCCCACAACAUUUUGCUUCCUUUCUUUUUCUAUAUAAAUUCUUCUCCCUCUGAGUUUUCCAACUAAAACCCAACCAACAGAGCCACACCACCACCCACACCCAUGUCUCGCGGGAGAGCUCCUCCAAUAUCUUCCACGCCACCACCACCGUCGGUCCCCGCCACCGCCGGCGGCGACUUCUUCCGCUUCCUCAACCACUCCCCAAACAUGGAGCUCCAAGACUUCCGUCCCAGCAGAGGCCGUCAAAAUCUCACUCUGGGAGAGCUUCUCAAGCGAGUUGAAGACGCACAGAACAAUAACAACAAUCCGGUUGAUCACCACCAUAGCAUUCUCGAGCUCGGUUUCUCCUGCAACUCAGUUCCAGCUUCUUCUUCAUACCCUUUUGUCCUUUCCUUCAAUAAUCUGACUUACAGAGUGAAAGUUAGGAGUAAAAUGGCGUUCCCUUCAUACUUUGGCCGGAAAACUUCAUCAACUGUAGGUGGGAUAUUGGCGAAUAAUGAUGACAUGAUGGGUGAAACGAAGACUUUGCUGAACAAUAUCUCCGGCGAAGCUAGAGAAGGAGAAAUCAUGGCGGUUCUCGGUGCGAGUGGGUCCGGCAAAUCGACGCUGAUAGAUGCUCUAGCCGAUCGUAUCGCUAAAGAAAGCUUGAAAGGGACGGUGAGUCUAAACGGCGAGGUUUUGGAAUCGAGGCUGUUGAAGGUGAUAUCUGCUUACGUCAUGCAAGACGACCUCUUGUUUCCGAUGUUGACGGUGGAAGAGACGCUCAUGUUCUCGGCAGAGUUCAGGCUCCCUCGUUCCCUCUCUAAAUCCAAGAAGAAAGCCAGAGUUCAAGCUUUGAUCGACCAGCUUGGCCUGCGAAGCGCCGCCAAGACGGUGAUCGGAGAUGAAGGUCACAGAGGCGUCUCCGGCGGCGAAAGACGGCGGGUUUCCAUUGGUACCGACAUAAUUCACGAUCCUAUUCUCUUGUUUCUGGAUGAACCGACGUCGGGGCUGGACUCCACCAGUGCUUACAUGGUUGUCAAGGUGUUGCAGAGAAUUGCGCAGAGUGGAAGCAUUGUCAUCACCUCCAUUCACCAACCGAGCUACAGAAUUCUCGGAUUGUUAGACAGCCUGAUCUUUCUGUCCCAUGGACAGACAGUUUACAGCGGCUCGCCGGCGAACCUCCCGUCGUUCUUCGCGGAUUUCGGACAUCCUAUCCCUGAGAAUGAUAACAGAACUGAAUUCGCUCUGGACUUGAUUCGUGAACUCGAGGAAACUCCCGGUGGAACAAAGAGCUUAGUCGAAUUCAACAAGUCAUGGCAAGCGACGAAGAAUAAUCAGCAACAUCAAAACAAACAUUCUGGCGUACUUAAACUAUCACUCAAAGACUCAAUCAGUGCAAGCAUUUCGAGAGGGAAAUUAGUCUCGGGAGCACCCACCGACUCCAAUCCAUCCUCUUCGUUUGCCACAUUUGCAAACCCAUUUUGGAUCGAGAUGGCAGUGAUAGGCAAACGAUCGCUCACAAACUCUCGAAGAAUGCCCGAGCUUUUCGGAAUCCGAUUAGGUGCGGUUCUAGUAACCGGGUUUAUAUUGGCCACCAUGUUUUGGGGACUCGAUGAUUCACCGAAAGGGGUCCAAGAACGCUUGGGAUUCUUCGCGUUCGCAAUGUCCACCACCUUCUACACCUGCGCCGAAGCCAUUCCGGUUUUCCUCCAAGAGAGAUACAUCUUCAUGAGAGAAACAGCUUACAAUGCAUAUCGCCGAUCGUCUUAUGUCCUCGCUCACUCUCUCAUUUCCAUCCCUUCUCUCAUCGUCCUUUCCUUAGCUUUCGCAGCCACGACCUUCUGGGCCGUCGGCCUCGCCGGCGGUCUCUCGGGCUUUUUCUUCUUCUUCUUCACCAUCUUUGCCGCUUUUUGGGCCGGAAGCUCAUUCGUGACGUUCCUCUCCGGCGUCGUUACCCAUGUAAUGCUUGGUUACACCGUCGUCGUUGCAAUCUUGGCCUAUUUUCUACUCUUCAGUGGGUUCUUCAUAAGCCGGGAUCGAAUCCCGCCCUACUGGAUUUGGUUUCAUUAUCUAUCUCUUGUGAAGUACCCAUAUGAAGGUGUUUUGCAGAAUGAGUUUGAUGAUCCAUUGAAGUGCUUCGUUAGAGGGGUUCAGAUAUUCGACUCCACGCCGCUAGGGGCUGUGCCGGCCGCCAUUAAAGUGGAGCUUCUGAAGAGCAUGAGUGACACUCUUGGGACGAACAUCACGAGCUCUACUUGCGUGACUACUGGAACAGAUAUACUAAAGCAGCAGGGGAUUACUGAUAUAAGCAAAUGGAAUUGCCUAUGGAUUACCGUUGCAUGGGGGUUUUUCUUCAGGGUUUUGUUUUAUUUUACGUUGCUAUUUGGUAGCAAGAAUAAGAGGAGUUAAUAAUUUAGAAAUGGUAUAAGGUUGUUGUGGGGAAGUGCAACUACCAUACUUGAACAAGUAAAAAGUAGAGAUGCUCUGAUUAUCAUGAUGAUGAUGAUGGCCAUUUUUUU